Oryza brachyantha (malo sina) is the source of this 4350-nucleotide messenger RNA. RefSeq lists its product as uncharacterized. The record is from RefSeq and is a predicted model, not a curated record. The transcript has 14 exons. Gene Ontology annotation, molecular function: protein kinase activity; ATP binding. Lineage: Eukaryota; Viridiplantae; Streptophyta; Magnoliopsida; Poales; Poaceae. Bases 1 to 4089 code for a protein of 1362 amino acids. Gene Ontology annotation, biological process: protein phosphorylation.
AUGCACCCGCGCACCACCUACACCGCUCGGCUCCUCCUCGUCUUGCUCGCCGUCGCGCCACUGGCCACCGCCGGCGCCAAGGCAUGGCAGUUCUGCGGGAGCACCGGCGACUUCUCGCCCAACAGCACGUACCAGUCCAACCUCGCGCUCCUGUCCGAGGACCUCCCCAGGAACGCCUCCUCCUCCCCGGCCCUCUUCGCCGCCGGCAGGGUCGGCGCCCCGCCGGACAUGGUGUACGGCCUCGCGCUCUGCCGCGGCGACUCGAACUCCUCCGCCUGCGCCGCGUGCGUCGCCGUCGCGUUCCACGACGGGCGGCAGCUGUGCGCCUACGACAAGGAGGCGACCGUCUACUACGACCUCUGCUACAUCCGCUUCUCCAACCGGAACUUCCUCGCCACCGACGAGAACUUCUUGGCCUACUUCCGUAAGGAGCGGAACGUGAGCGCGCCGGCCGUGGUGUUCGACGCCGCCGUGGUCGCGCUCCUCAACGCCUCCGCUGACUACGCGGCGGCGGCGAACUCGCCCAGGAGGUUCGCCACGGGCGUCGAGGCGUUUGGUGGCGGCUGGGGCAUCCCCGCCAUCUACGCGCUGGUGCAGUGCACGCCGGACAUGUCGCCGGCCGGCUGCCGGAGCUGCCUAGCCGGCAUCAUUUCGUGGGUGAACGAUCCCGACUACUUCAGCGGGAGCCCCACCGGGAGGAUUCUCGGGGUGCGGUGCAACUACUGGUACGACAUGUAUCAGUUCUUCCCGGGAAACCCAUCAUUGCACCUUGACGCGCCGGCGUUCGACACAGCGCCGUCAGCGGACAUGACACCACCGGCGACGAGACGAGGAAGGAAGAGGACAGCCGUGAGAAUAUCAGCAUCUCUUGCGUGUUCCAUCGUCUUUAUGCUGAUUAUUUCAGGUUCUGUUUUCAUUUGCCUGAAGAGAAGGAAGUCUUCCAGAGAACAGAACACGCCGAUCAUCGGAGCACCAAACAGAAUUCAAAGAGGAAAAUGUGCGGUCUUUGAUUUGCCGACACUGAAGAAUGCAACAGAUAACUUCUCCAACAGUAAUAAGCUUGGGGAGGGCGGUUUUGGUACUGUGUACAAGGGAAAGCUUUCUGAUGGGCAAGAAAUAGCAGUGAAGAAGUUAUCACAAGCACAGUACACCAGAGAGGGACUGAGCCAGCUGCACAAUGAAGUGCAAUUGUUGGCUGAGCUCCAGCACAAGAAUUUUGUCAGAUUACUGGGAUUUUGCUCGCAUCAGGAUGAGAUUAUGCUUGUUUACGAGCACAUUAAGAGCGGGAGCCUUGACAAGUUUCUUUUUGAUACUAGUAGGGAGAAGACACUUAACUGGGAGCAACGGUACAACAUCAUUCUUGGAAUUGCCAAGGGAAUAUUGUAUCUUCAUGAAGAUUCGAGCAUAAGGAUCAUUCACCGGGAUCUGAAAGCAAACAAUAUCUUGCUGGAUGAAAAGAUGAACCCAAAAAUUGCAGACUUUGGAUUGGCAAGGUUACUAGGAGGAGGUCAUACUCAGACCAAGACGGCCAGGGUUGUCGGAACGUAUGGGUAUAUGGCACCGGAGUAUGCUUUAUCUGGGAAGGUGUCCCCCAAAAUCGAUAUUUUCAGCUUUGGUGUUCUGGUUCUUGAAAUUGUAACAGGGAGAAGGAAUAGCAGUUCCGACAACACAUACAGUGCGGUGAAUCUCCUAACCGAAGUAUGGAAUUGCUGGACAAAGGGGACAGCACUGCAGCUGGCUGAUCAAUCACUUGAUGGAUAUUCUACCAGCAGAGUACUACGAUGCAUCCACAUUGGUCUUCUUUGUGUGCAAGAGAUCCCAGUUGACAGGCCAAGCAUAUCUUCAGUGAUCCUCAUGUUAACCAGACGUAGAAUAGAACUCCAGGAACCCCGAGAACCGGCAUUCUUCUUCGGAGGGGACUUCAGUUCAGUUUCCCAACAAUACAGACAUCGAAACUACAUGUAUGACAAGAGCAGUGUGAUUGUUGAGGAUAGAUUUUCUGUAAAUGAUGUCACCAAUACUGAUCCCUGUCCUAGACGGGUCUCCGCAGCCGCAGUCAUGGCCACCUUGGGGCGGCGCCACCGCGUUUGGUUCCGCCUCGCCGCCGCGCUCCUCCUCGCGCCGCUGCUGGCGUCCGCCCAGUAUCCCUUCUGCGGGCAGAGCGGCAACUACUCGGCGAACAGCACCUACCAGUCCAACCUCGCCCAGCUCUCCGCCACCCUCCCCAAGAACGCCUCCGCCGCCCGGACCCUCUUCGCUAAGGACAGCCUCGGCGCCGUCCCGGACAUCGUCUACGCGCUCGCGCUCUGCCGCGGCGACACCGCCAACGGCUCCGCCUGCGAGUCCUGCGUCGGCAACGCCUUCCAGGAGGCGCAGCAGCUGUGCGCCUACGACAAGGAGGUGUUCAUCGUCUACGACUCCUGCUACAUCGGCUUCUCCAACAAGAACAUCCUCUCCGCCCCCGACAACGGGGAACCCAAGAUCCUGAUGAACACGCAGAACGUGAGCGCGGCGGCGGAGGUGUUCGACGCCGCCGUCGGCGUACUCCUCAACGCCACCGCCGACUACGCCGUGGGGAACUCGUCCAGGCUGUUCGCCACGGGGGAGGAGGCCUUCGAUAGCAGCGACCCCACCAUCUACGCGCUGUCCCAGUGCGCGCCGGACAUGACGCCGGACGACUGCCGGAGCUGCCUCCGAGGCAUAACCGCGAUGAUGCCGCAGUACCUCAGCCGGAAGAGGGGCGGAAGGGUUAUUGGGUUGCGCUGCAAUUUUAGGUACGAGACGGGUCCUUUCUUUUCCGGUGGCUCGAUGCUCCGCCUUCCGGCGCCGGGCACCGCGGCUCCGACCGCGCCGACAAACACGACGCCGCUGGCGACAGCCGGAGGAAGAAAGAAUAAAAGUGGCAUAGUUCUAGCCAUUGCACUGCCCCUGGUUGUUGUAUUACUGGGUACAGUUGCUAUUUGUCUGUGUUUUCAGUUGCAGAGAAGAAGAUCAAGGUCAAAACAUCAACCUUCUUAUUCAAUUCAAAUGGAGGAGGAUAUUGAAUGCUCAGAUUCACUUUUUAUCAAUCUGUCAACACUGCGUGCUGCAACAGCAAACUUUUCUGAGAGCAAUAAGCUUGGUGAAGGAGGAUUUGGAGCAGUUUAUAAGGGUUUCCUUCCUAGUGGUGAAGAGAUAGCUGUAAAGAGGCUCUCUAUGGGUUCAGGACAAGGAAUAGAAGAGCUAAAGAAUGAGCUUGUUUUGGUUGCCAAGCUUCAGCACAAGAAUCUUGUUAGGCUUGUUGGUGUUUGCUUGCAAGAACAUGAGAAGUUGCUUGUUUAUGAAUACAUGCCCAAUAGAAGUAUCGACACCAUUCUAUUUGAUAUUGACAAACGUGAGGAGUUAGACUGGGAAAAAAGAUUAAGGAUAAUAAAUGGAAUUGCUAGAGGAUUACAGUAUCUUCAUGAAGAUUCUCAACUGAAAAUAAUUCACCGCGACCUCAAAGCAAGCAAUGUUCUAUUAGACUCUGAUUAUACUCCUAAGAUUUCAGACUUUGGCAUGGCAAGGUUAUUUGGGAGUGAUCAAACAAGGGAGAUUACGAGCCGUAUUGUCGGAACAUAUGGAUAUAUGUCCCCAGAAUAUGCGAUGCGAGGGCACUAUUCUGUAAAGUCGGACGUCUUUAGCUUUGGCAUGUUGAUGAUAGAAAUUGUCACAGGAAGAAGAAGCAGUGGUUCAUACACCUUUGAUCAAUCAAACGAUCUCCUAAGUCUUGUAUGGGAGCACUGGACAAUGGGAACAAUUCUGGAGAUGAUGGAUCCAUCUCUUACAAGCCAUGCCCCUCGAGACCAGAUGCUGAAGUGCAUUCACAUCGGGCUACUGUGUGUUCAAGAUAAGCCAGCAGAUAGACCUAUGAUGUCAACGGUGAAUGUCAUGCUUAGCAGCAACACAGUGUCUCUCCAAUCUCCUUCCAAGCCAUCAUUUGUCGUUCCCAAGAGUGGUACAAACUCAAAUAUAUACUCUGAAUCAUACCCACUAACUUCCCAGUCGACCCACAGAUCGGGAGUGAUGUCAGUUAAUGAUGUGUCAGUUACAGAGCUUGAACCAAGAUGAAAUCAAAUUGCAAGGAUAGUCGGAUUGCUAUCUGUCAGAAGCAAACUUCAGGGAGAAGGCCCUAUGAGAAAUAUGUAUUACUGAGUUCUGAAUGCAUUUCUCCAUUGAUUCAGUCAUUAUAUUAUGUUUUGGUUUAUUUGUUAGUACAAGUCAUUAUUUGUGAAAGGGCUGCCGGCUGCCUGUUCAGUGUUCAUCAAGUGGCAAAUUUGAAUGCCUACCACUUUUCUUGUCCUUUCGAUGAGAUCUAACUAUUCUCAGCAU